This is a messenger RNA of Protopolystoma xenopodis, 1038 nucleotides long. NCBI's taxonomy places the organism in Eukaryota, Metazoa, Platyhelminthes, Monogenea, Polystomatidea, Polystomatidae. The record is from the annotation of a GenBank genome assembly.
AUGACAACUACUAUGGCAGAUGACUUCGGACUAGUAUUCGUUCGAUUCACGGCAAUCGUUUUCUCUUCAUUUCUUGGCCCUCUUUUCCCCCACCAUUUGCUAUACAGCCGACUAUGUUUACCCUCAGUCUGCUGCCUCGCCUGUCUGCACCAAACGGAUUUUCCAUUAUCUCAGUCCACAUUCAAUAUAAAUUAUCGAAACUCAGCGCUUGACUGUCAUCGCACCUCACAGCCAGCCAACCUGCCCAAUCAAACUCAGCAAUAUCGCCAGUUCCAACAACAAAUUGAAGGUCAUUCUGCGAACCCACAUCAAUUAAAGCACGCUCGUGUGCAUCUGCAACAUCACUGUCACACCCUGGCAAAUGGACAUGGUAUUUUGCCAGACCAAACCAGGAUCCAUCCAGGUCUGACGCAAGCUUCGUACCCUUUACCUGGACUUUGCUGCAUGGACCGCACUAUCUCGCUUCCAUACUGUUCUACAGCCUUCUAUUCUGAGCUUGGAUCCACCAAUAGUCGGCUGUCCGGCUGUCGUCCUGUUUCCGGCUGUCAACACCGGCAAGUCAACAACAAUCGGUCGAACUCAUUUGCCCUCGGGGAGCCAACAGGAUUUCGCAAGCGUCGGAAGAACAGCAGCUUUCAAAUGGUCGGAAUGUGCAACUCCUGGUACGGUGGACAGAGUCAGGUGCGCCGAGGCCUGGCGCCUGAUCGUCUCGGAGUUUGGAUUCCGGUUCCAGCCACUUCAUCUGUCACAGCAACUACGGAGAUGCAUUCCAGGGGUUUUGCUAGUUCAGCUGGUGGAAGCCUUCAAUGUCUGCAUAUGCAGACCUCGGUAUCUCCAACCAUGGGGAAACCAGCCUUGAUGAGCUUCGGUGACCCGAAACGUCUGUCCGCAUUUCGACUGACCGGCCUACAAAACAUUUCGGCCCCGCAGAGUCCUUUGCGUGUGUUGCGGAUCCAGCCAACCAUACCGAGCCUACAACACUGUCUAUCAGAUGCCCCGACUGCACAAUCGACAGAUCCAGAGUGUCUUGCUAGAUAA